Molecule: messenger RNA, 4139 nt
Organism: Sapajus apella (tufted capuchin)
Lineage: Eukaryota; Metazoa; Chordata; Mammalia; Primates; Cebidae
Gene: SMIM15
Product: small integral membrane protein 15
Exons: 3
Coding region: 443-871 (142 amino acids)
Source: RefSeq, a predicted model, not a curated record
AUCCCUUUAUUUAUUUAAUGAAAGAACAAACACCUCUAUGGGAACUCAAUGCCCUGACAGUUCAAUUAGUUGUCAAGUUUACUCUGGGCAGGUAUUGAUCAUUCUUUCGUGAAAUGAGUUAGGUGCUUAUUAAAAAACAACAAAACCCCCUUUUCACACAGCAUGGCGGCAUUUCCCUUGGUAACAAGGUUGGGUGGAUCCACCAAGGCCCAGCAGCCUGCCUCCUUUACCUAAGAACUACUGUCCACCUGGAAGAGAGAGGCGUGAGGUGGGAUGUGAACCAGGAUGAACUCGUCGCAAUCGUCAAGAGUCGCUGUGUGGCCCUCACCUUGACUUCGGGCGGUUUGUGGGGACCCAACUGCUUUCUUGCCGCCGCUUGAGUUUCCCGCAGCCAAACACCUCACCCACCCGGGACCCUCCAACUGUCCGGCUAGAGCAGGGGAUGGGGGUCGUCUCUCGAUCGACCUCGGGGUCAAAGGCUAAAGUCCAUAGCCGCUUCGGAACCGCUCGAGUUCUGAAGCCGCUCCACGCCUCCUCGCUCACCACCUGGUCCCCGCAGGACGCGGCAGUCUCGGGUUCCAGCCCGGAAGGGAGCGCGGGUGCCGUCACCCGCCCUGCGCGGCCUCACCUGCCGCUCCCCGGAAAUCUCAGCGACGCCCUGUCCCCGCCCCGCACCCUCCCGCGUCCUACAAGUCGAGGUUCCAAGACCCACGCAGCAAUGGCGCGGCCGGAAACUGACCCCUGGACUUCCUCCCGCUCGGUUGGCGGGUCGGGACGCCUGUGGGCGGGACGCAAAGGCCGCGACUUCCGCCUUCCUGUUUCCGGUCUGGCGAAUUUAAACCAUCUCUCAGAUGUAUACAGUAGAACUUAAGAAGACAGACAAUCAAGGGUCAUCUGAAUCGUGAUUGGGUCACUAAUAAUACCAGGACAAAGUUAGAGAUCACUACUCAAGCAUAAGCCCUAGUUUUCAUAAGACUGCUAUGAAGAUGUUUGAUAUAAAGGCUUGGGCUGAGUAUGUUGUGGAAUGGGCUGCAAAGGACCCAUACGGCUUCCUUACCACUGUUAUUUUGGCCCUUACUCCACUGUUCCUAGCAAGUGCUGUACUGUCUUGGAAAUUGGCCAAAAUGAUUGAGGCAAGGGAGAAGGAGCAAAAGAAGAAACAAAAACGCCAAGAAAACAUUGCAAAAGCUAAACGACUAAAAAAGGAUUGAAGGACUGAACAGUCUCCGCAACCAGGGAAAAUCAUUUGGAAAAUUAUGCAGCUUUGGAAGAACCCACUGAAGUUCUUCUUUGGAUUUCUUGACAGUAUUAUUUAGUAAAUGAAAUUUGACCAAAUGGAAGAAUCAUGUUCUGACCUCAAUACUGUAGUGACAUUUAGGCUUGGGUGUAGAAGUUUAUAGGUUUCUAUUGACAGUUAUUGUAAAUUAGCAUUUAUUAUGGUACAAAUUCCUUAUAACCGACUUAGUAAUUUGCUGAUUAGCAGUUUAUGUACUGAAAUGAAGACAUCCUAUAGGGAAAAAUGAAUUUAGAUUAUGAACUCAAUUUAGAUGAACUCUAUGUAAAAUGAGGUCCUGUUUUGGACAAAGGAAAUUAAAAAUGUAAAAGUCAGAACUGUCCUGUCGUGAGGUGAUAAGUGUGCUUUGGCUUAAAAGAGAUACAGUAUGUUAAUUACAUCUUUUAUUAUUAUUAUUAUUUCUUACAGUCAUUUCUGGCUUUCUCAAAACAAAAUAUUAAUCAAUGAGUACUUCUAUUUGCUGCAUUUUUCUUAUUUUAGCCUUUGAGACAGCUGAUAAUUAUCAAGACAUUUUGCAUUUUAUAAAAUGUAAUUUUAUAAAGAAUUAUCUUUACUAUGUAGAAUACCACCUACUGGAUAGAACAAUUUUUGUACUUAAAACACUGCCAUUUUCAUAGAGAUGGCUUUUUGAGAGGAGUAACACUAUGGUUAGAGCUUGCAGUAAAAAUGCCAAACACUGUAGUAACUUGGAACCAGGUUAUUCUUAUGCUAAGCAGAACUGUAAAAUACUUAGUGUCUUAUCAGGUAAUUCGCUGAUUACAUAGACACCACUUUUGUUUUUUAUUUCAUUCUUUAACUCGUGGUAGUGAUAUUUAAUACUUUCUGAUCAAACAGGUUCAAAGUGAAACUUUAAAUUUCUAUUAAACAACUCCUCAAGAGUAACAGUGAAGUCAUACUUCAUAAGUGGUAAAGAAAAGUAUACAGUUUGUAAACAUUUUGUUGGGUAUAGCAGUAAUUGGGCGAAACGGAUAAAUUAUAUCAAAAUGAGAAUGUGCUGUAAUUGGAAGUAAGGAGCUAAAGGAUGUUUCUUUCAGUUAAGUAGUAUAACUGGAACAUUUUACUAUUAAACAUGGCUUUUAUAAAUGCAUGGCCCAGUAAUUUUUAUUCACUGUUAGUAUUUAAUUCACUGUCAGUCAGCUUAUUAAUGUUUUCUGUACCCCUGAUAAUGAAUUUUAAAUUAUAAAAAAUUGCCCUGCAGCUACAGUUUAAAAAUGAAACUAGAUAUUAAAAUAAAUUUGAUAAUUUUUUAUAAAGAGGUCCUGGAUUUUGUUUUUUUUUUUGGAGGUACUAACAUCUUAAGUUACAUUAUGUUAUGCAGGUUAGAAUUUCAGUUACAGCUAAGCAUACUUGUAAAACUUUAGGGCUAUAUUCCUCAGAACCUAAGGACCACUGAGAAUGUUUAUGGACCAGUUUGAAUAACAGUGCUCUUCUUUUAGAUUAUCAGUCUCUGAUAUAUCUAAAAUUCGUUUUGUUUUCUGCAAUCAAGCUGUUCAUGGAAAUAAUUAUGUACAUGUUUUACUUAUGGUCACAUUUUAGAGUCAUAAUUCUCAUUCAUCUACCGAAGUUAUGGUUUCAUCAGUUCUAACAACUUAAAGAUAUUUAAAAGUGUUUUUCUGUAAUUUGUUAAUCUCAACAUGCCAAUUUUGUAUUUGGCAUAUACUUUUUUUGUUUUUUUCACUUUUCCCAAUCAUUUAGACAGCCUUUCUAUAUAUGUGAGAUCAAGAUUUUACUGUGUGCAUGUGUGUGUGUGUGUGUGUGUGUGUAAGGGGUCAGAGAGUACAGGGAGUAUUAUGAGAUUUGGGAUUCUUCAGAAAAAUCAUCUCUCACUGCCAACAGGGCACUGUUGUUAAAGAAUCCCAUUUACUAUUAUCUGGAAUCCUAGAAAUGAUAUCUUGUAUUGUUUAAUACCUAGAGAUUGUAGUUCUGAGAACUAAGUACAAUCAAUUACCUUUCUAAAGCUGGUUUUGGAGGAAAAAGCUGUCCCCAGGCUGCCUGUAACAAACGUUUUAUCAAAAAUAAGCAAAAGUUUAUGUGCCAGAUCUUGAGCCAUAGUAUCCAUAUGAUAAAUUUCAGCAUGUUACUACUUAUCAGAUAUAUAAGGACAUUUAAAAUUUUACUUCUUUACAAUAAGCAAACUAGAAAUAUGCACAGGAAGCUGUGGGCUGGAAACCUGAUGUUGAAAUAGACCUUAUAUUUCAUAUGGUUCUAAAUUGGAGGAAAUUUGAUCCUAUUUAGGAAUGAAUGCUUUUAUAUUUGCUACUGGUUAUAGAAUCAUGCUGAUUUACUUCAUAUCUGGAAUAAAUGUUUAAGGACAAAUUCACAUUUCUCAAAUAUAUUAAAAGAGAUUACAUGGUCAAAUACCCAAAGUCUGGGAAACACAUGUACAACUGAGACAAGUUUCUUUUCUGGAUGAUCUCUUGGAGUCUUUUAACUUGACUACCAUAGAUUGUCCUCUAUACCUCUCUUUCUCCAAAUAAAUUAAAUAUAAUAUGGGAAAGCCUACUCUUAAUAAACUCAGGUUACAUAUAAAUAGCUCAGUUAAUGAUACAGCAUUUAAACAACAUAAUGGUAUUGAUUCAAGGUUAAUUAACAUCCAGAGAUCUGUUGGUAAGAAUAGGAAUGGAAAAUGAUUAUUUCCUCCAUUUUUGUUGGUUUUUAACUUCAGGUAACUAACGCAUAGCUAACAAGCUAGGUUUAUGUAAUUAAACCCAGUAGCUUUUCUGUACUUUGUCAGUUUGUGUAAUGCUAUUUUUGUAAAAACCAAAAGUACACUCUAUGUAUGUAUAAUAGCAGAGGCAUAGAAUGGAAGACUUUGCUUCUGAUAAAGUACUUAAGGUAUAUAAUA